Messenger RNA from Chaetomium strumarium, 963 nucleotides. RefSeq lists its product as uncharacterized. Lineage: Eukaryota; Fungi; Ascomycota; Sordariomycetes; Sordariales; Chaetomiaceae. The record is from RefSeq and is a predicted model, not a curated record. The coding region runs from base 1 to 963 and encodes 320 amino acids. The transcript is spliced from 2 exons.
AUGGCUCUCCGGCUCUCCCUCUUCCACAUCUCGGCUAUCAUCCUUCUUGCCGUCUUUUCCCUCGUUCCCAGCCAUGGAGAGUCGGCCACUACACAGCGUGUCUGUUCAACUCAUGAUCACCCCAACCCGCUGGCUGAAUUAUUCCCGAACAAUGCCACGGGGGUUCUCAAUGCGACGCUGGCCAUUAUUCCGAUCCCAUUGGAGACAGCUCGUCGUCUGAUCCCGCCUCAGUAUGGGAUCCUCGAAAAGGCUUACCGGGCCCUCAUACCAAGUUUCCCGGGCGGCAUGUAUCCAGUCAUGGUUCAGGCAGCACAUGAUCAUGACGUUCAGUUCCGAGCCUACGGCGUUACCAUUGACGACUUCUCGCGGGUUGGCUUCGAGUUUCCGUUCUUGGAUCUCCUGGGUGACGGAUACUCCUCUUUCCGCUGGGCCCCGGCGCAGCUCAUUAGCGCGACCAACGAGAUUGCCCUGGAGGGUUCUCGGAAAUAUGGCACCCUCGUCUCCCCAGCGGAGUACGUGCCGUUCUGUGACGCCUAUUUGCGUAUGGCGAAUGGAGCAACAUACUUCAGGGGUAUCAGUUUGACAACGUCCGAACACUUUGAAUUGGAAAUGACACGGAUCUCACAUCCCACUCGAAACCCGUAUCCUCUCGAACUGUUCAAGAACAUCACCAACCAACCCACGUUUGCGAAUGGAUUGUCAUGCGACAACAUGAUUCGGCUGUUCAACACCACCAUGUCAGUCGACGAGUACGCGCCGGUGCCCGUCCAUGGGAGGGUAAGGGCACGAGCUUUCCCGUUCGAAGCGGUUGAGGAGGAGUGGGCGGACAUCUACGGCGUGAAAAUAGCGACGCCCUUCAUUGAGAACAACUACCUCGACUGCCGGACGAUGCGAGGAUACUCGGGGACCGGCGGGCCGGGCGACUCGUAUACACAUGAUCCUCACCCUAUUAAUGAACUAUGA